GUAUGCUCUGACGUAUACACGCAGUAUCAGUGCUAUCCGAUUUCUUACGCCACUGGGGCGAUAUUCCAUUAUCAUAUUAUCUGUAGUUUUUGACUUAAAAUGAAUACAGAGGCACUGAUAGAAUUGGUACGACAACAUAAAAUUCUAUAUGAUAUAACGGAUCCAUAUUAUUUGAAUAGUAACAAGAAGAAUUCAAUAUGGCGGCACAUAGGAAGAGAAUUAAAGAGCGAUGGGUCAGCAUGCAAGUCCCGAUGGAAUAACAUCAGAGAUCAAUUUCGGAAAUCUUUAAAGAAAACGAUAACAAAAAGUGGUCGACAAAAAUUUUAUAGAUAUCACGAACAAAUGUCAUUUCUUCGGCCAUUUUUAAAUGAAAGAGAAAGUACCAGCAAUACAAUAAGACAGAGUGACUAUAAUAUAACAGAUACGGCGUUAGACAGUAGUUCCCAACAUUCUACACAUUCUUUGCUGUCUCUCCUAGAAAGCAGGCAAAACAUUGAACAAUCACCGAAUUCAUUAAAUCAUUCGGAAGAACAAGAUUCAAAUGCAAUAUCCAACUCGUCCUUAGUUAUUACGCCCCGUCUUUCUAUUGACCAAGCUUCAGAGCUACGUUCAACACCAUCUCCACGAUUUCUUGAGUCUCCUCAAGAAGCUAUUAAAAUACCAAAUUCAGCUGCUGGCACUUUGAUAGAAUACUUAUUAAAAAAGAAAAAUGAGGACGAUCCAUUACGUAACACUGUGGAGGAACAUCCUAUUGAUAAGUUUUUGCAAUGUAUUGCUCCUACUUUAAAAUGUCUUACACCGUAUUAUCAAAACUUAGCAAAGAGUGAUAUAUUUACCGUUGUACAAAAAUAUGAAAUGGCUAUGUUUACACAAAACAAGGAAACACAAAAUGAUGGACAAAACCAGAACAGUAAUAGUAUUGUAUCUGAGAUUCAGGCCAUAGUAAAAAUAGAGAAAUAGUAGUUUUGUUGUACAUAUUAAUAAAUUAGUAUAAUUUUAAUCUCCUUAUUGUCCAGAAUACCUCAAAGUUUAAAGAUCUUCAACCGGUACGUGUUACUAGUGAUGAACCGAAACAUGAUCCUAUACGGUUGCCCGUAUGCAAAAGCUUCAAAUUACUCAGUAAGCUAUGGAGAGAGCUAUGCUUAGAGUUUCUUUUCGUGACAGAAUUCAGAAUAAGGAUAUCUGCAAAAGAACCAAAGUUGCCGACAAAGUUCGAAGGAUAAACAAGCUGAAAUGGCAAUGGAGCACAUAGCUCGAAGAACCGACAACUGAUGGGGAGGCAUGGUUCUUGAGUGGCGAUGAAAAUAUUUCAGAAUUACGAAAAUUAUUAUUAAUAAUUUUAAGAGUGUUAGUCUGGAAUUUGUUUAGUUUUAUUUAUGAGUAGUAAGAAGAAACAUCAUUGCCGUGUGAUUCUGGUAUAGAAUGAACCACCCUUUCUUUUCCCUUGGGUGUCGUAAGAGGGUACCAACUAAGAACUUAAUACUCGAGGGAUAGGCAGCACCGUCCCUCUUAAUCAUCAAAGCCUGACUACGGUUGCUAACUUGCCUGUCAAGCGUAGCAAUAACUGGCAAAAUCCCCAAGAGAUAGGCCUAUGUUCAGCAGUCGAUAGUUAAUGGCUGAUGUGAUAUGGUGUAGAAGAAACAUCUGAUGCUUUAACUUCUUUAUCUUUUCAUUUUAUUUCUGAAUUUGAUAUCUAAUUAAAAGAUUUGUUUUAAAUAGUACUUGUACUGUAUUUAUUUAAUCAAUACUCAUAUUAAAUUAUAUUUCUAUUUUUUUUUAUUUCUUUAUUUAAGGAUGUUAAUUCUUGUUUGAAUAUUCACUUCUGUUGGUAAACAUAAUACAAUGUAAGCUUAUUAUAAAUUUUGAACGCUAAGGCGUAGGUAGAUGAUAAAAAAAAACGAUACAAGGUCAUACAUGAAAAUAACUCAUAGUCACUGGAAUUUCAUUUUUGUUUAAAUAUUAUGUGUCAGAAUACAUAACUAUUCUACGGUACCAUUUAUAAACUGUAUCCAGCGAGUUGUGUUUUUAUAAUCCUAUAUUUCUUUUCAAUGACAGCAAAUGUUUAUUAUAAUAUAUUUUCAAUUGCGCUUA
This is a messenger RNA of Galleria mellonella (greater wax moth), 2091 nucleotides long. RefSeq lists its product as uncharacterized. NCBI's taxonomy places the organism in Eukaryota, Metazoa, Arthropoda, Insecta, Lepidoptera, Pyralidae. Gene Ontology annotation, biological process: regulation of transcription by RNA polymerase II. The record is from RefSeq and is a predicted model, not a curated record. The transcript is spliced from 2 exons. The coding region runs from base 100 to 960 and encodes 286 amino acids. Gene Ontology annotation, cellular component: transcription regulator complex; nucleus.